GUUGAUAAUCAAGUGAAACAGGUGAAGGUCGAUGUCAUGUCUUCUCUCUGCAUAAAUAAUCUUGCAGAAUUUUCGUGUGUUUAUUAAAAUUAUGAUUAUUGUUUUAAUUGUUGUUAAAAACUAAAUUAAAUAUGAGUUUUUUAUACAUAUUUAAUGUCAUUGGUGUAUUGGAUAAUAUUACAUAUCAUGUGCUUCAAGAGGAAGUUUUUGAAUGGUACACAAGUAACCAGUUAUAUGUUUGGUUGAUGUGGCUGCUGAUUCCUGUAAUUGUUGUAUUCUGUCUGCCAUUUUUUACCUAUUUUCUGCUUUAUAUUACUGCUUUACUUUUGGAAGUAUAUCGUUAUUGGAAUUUAGCAAGAGGAAUUAAAUACAAUCCUAAAUUUUGGGAUAAAGCCAAUUUUUAUUUUUCAAAUAUAUGGCUUGCGUAUGGACGAUUCUGGCAUGGUUAUGAAGUUGUAGGUAUUGAUAAUAUUCCUUCACAAGGACCUGCAUUGAUAAUAUUUUAUCAUGGAACCAUACCUGUUGAUUGGUAUUUUCUUUUUUCUGCACAUCUAUGUAUAAAAAAAAGAUUAAUUCAAGCAGUUGGAGAUAAAUUUCUUUUUAAAAUUCCAGGAUGGAAAGCUUUAUUAGAAGCUGCUAAAGUAUGUCCUGGUUCCAUAGAGAGCUGUUCAGAGGUAUUAAAAAAUGGAAAUUUACUUGCUAUAGCUCCAGGUGGAGUGAGAGAGGCACAAUUUGGUGACGAAACUUACUCUUUACUUUGGGAGAAAAGAAAAGGUUUUGCACAAGUUGCUAUAGAUGGAAAAGCGCCUAUUAUUCCUGUUUUUACUCAGAAUAUCAGAGAAGCUUUUCGUCCUCUUGGAAUAGGGAAGAGCUUAUUUAGGAAAAUUUAUGAAAAAACAAGAUUUCCUCUAGUUCCAAUUUAUGGGGGAUUUCCAGUUAAAUUAAGAACUAUUAUUGGAAAUCCCAUACCAUAUGACAAGAAUAUAACUGCAGAAGAAUUAGUAUGCAAGACAAAAUGUGCAAUAAGGGAACUGAUACUGCAUCACCAGCAUCUUCCUGGAAGCAUUAUUUUAGCCUUAUUUGAAAGGAUAUUUGAAAGUAACAAACAGAAAUGCAUUUAAAAAAAAUGUAAAAUUUUAGAAUUU
Molecule: messenger RNA, 1145 nt
Organism: Centruroides sculpturatus (bark scorpion)
Lineage: Eukaryota; Metazoa; Arthropoda; Arachnida; Scorpiones; Buthidae
Product: transmembrane protein 68-like
Exons: 9
Coding region: 132-1121 (329 amino acids)
Cellular component (GO): membrane
Molecular function (GO): acyltransferase activity
Source: RefSeq, a predicted model, not a curated record